Molecule: messenger RNA, 1665 nt
Organism: Triticum aestivum (bread wheat)
Lineage: Eukaryota; Viridiplantae; Streptophyta; Magnoliopsida; Poales; Poaceae
Exons: 4
Coding region: 857-1510 (217 amino acids)
Source: RefSeq, a predicted model, not a curated record
CAGGAAGAUGGAAUGCUGCUUCAUCGGUAUCUGGAAGAGACAGCCCACCCUGCCCACAGGAUGUCAGCUCCCAUGGCAGCAAAGGAGCAAGAUAUCUGGAUCCAGUCCUUCCAGAGGACAUAUGGUGUCGUAUAUAUUCCUUACUACAGAUGCAAGAUGCUGCACCGGCCGCCUGUGUUUCUCGCUCCUCCCUAGGCUACUGGAGAUGCCAUCCCAAUCUCACCUUCACCAAUGAAACGAUGUGCCCGAAAGAAAAUUUGAAUACACCAGGAUCAGACGCUAUUAUAAGAGACUACAACAACAAUAUCGACCGUGUUCUGACAAACCGCUCGGGCGCUGCCUCCGUGACGAAACUCAGGCUUGACUACCAUGUUCCUCGUGAUGGCACUGAAUCGUAUCAUCAUCUUGAUAGCUGGCUUCAGAUGGCUGUUACACCGAGAACCGAAGAACUCGAGCUUCUAGUAUGGUCGAAAGAGGCGAGCUUUGAUUUCACAGGUGUGGGGGCUCGAUUCAGAAGCUUCUCCUUUUCAGGUGCGCCUUGCGUCCCACAUUUCAACUUGGUUUGACAAGCCUGAAAACACCGCAUCUGCGCGAUGUGCGUGUUACCGGGGAGGAGUUAGGGUGCCUUCUGUCCAGUUCCACUGCUUUGGAACACCUGAAGCUUGUAUACUGCGAUGAUAUUGUUCGCCUCGAGAUACCUUGCCUGCUACUGCGGCUCAGCUUUCUAGAGGUGGCUGGAUGCAUGAAUCUUCAAGUGAUAGAGAAUGAAGCUCCAAAUCUCUCCAGAUUUUACCUUGAAGCAGGUGAACUGGUGCAAGUCUAGUUUGGAGAGUCGAAAGUGAAGAAAGUGCAGUUAAUGCAGAGUUGUGCCAUCAGUUAUGCUAUUGACAACCUUCCUUCCCGUGCGCAGAAUCUUGAGACUCUUACCAUAUAUUCUACUUGUGAGAGAGUCAAUGCACCAAUGGCAUCCAUCAAAUUCCUCCACCUCAAGUUCUUGAGUAUUCUUCUUGUUAGUGGAUCUAAUUUUGACCGGGACUAUGAUUAUUUAUCAUUGCUUCCUUUUUUUGAUGCUUCUCCUUCCCUGGAGACGUUUCGCUUGUUUGUAGCGGAGCAAUCCAUGUCUGACUGGUUUGAGGGAGAUCGCUCGUCUCUGAGGAGAAUGCCACAACACUGCCAUGGGAACCCCAAGAGUGUGAAGAUCGUCGGUUUCUUUCCCCAAAAGAGCAUGGUUGAGCUAACAUGUCAUAUUCUUGAGAAUGCAACGUCACUUGAGUCCCUUACAGUGGAUGCUAGUCCUGCUAAUUACCGGUGUUCUGGCAGGGGCAGGAAAUGCUGUCCCCUGGAAGCUACAGCUAUAGUGAAGGCACGUAAACCAGUCUUGGCUGUGAAAAAAUACAUCGAGGGGAAUGUUUCCUCUACAGUCAAGUUAAAUGUUCGGGAGCCUUGCAGACGAUGCCAUCGUUUGGUAAAAUCAGGUGUCAAGCCAUUCUAUCUGAUGUUUAAUGAUUAGAUGUUUUAGUUGCCAUGUUACUUUCAAGAGCUGUCCAACGUUUAGGGGUCUGUGAUAUUACAUUCUUGUAAACUUUGUUUACCAGACUGUCCAAUGUACUUAAUAUUGCUGUAUCAGGUGCCCUUAAACAUUGUAUUAAUCUUUAUAGUUUCUUA